AUGGAGGAAGCUGGUAAGGUGGAGCUCUAUAUCACCUACCAAGUAUAUUGUGCCGCCUGGAAGCCUUGCUAUGAUAUCCGCGCGAGUUCCGCCGAGGAAGAAGACGACACUCAGAAUGAGAGCUCCGUCCAGCUAUGUUAUUACGGUUUAGUCGAGCAAAAUACAGGAGAUGACUGGAAGGAUUGUGAUAUCGUACUAUCUACCUGCUCUGCUAGCCUCGGCGGGUCCCCACCACCUCUUUCUACCCUUUCGGCGUCUCUCCACUCAUCCAGACCCACCAGAAGACACCACGCUUCAUCAGCCGCCAGAAGAAAGGCUCCAUUAUCAGUCCCAUCCGAAGAGGACAUGGGAUUCGGGUCAUUCGACUAUAAUGACAUGGUUGAUGCCGCCGCAAUGCAUAGAUGGCACAAUGGACAACAUAGCAGAAGCAGUGAGGAGAAUAGUGUUAGUACUCAAGCACUGGAGAACACAGUGUCCACGUGCUUCUCGAUUCCAAGAGCUGUGACUAUUCUGAGCAAUGCGGUCGAGCAUAAACUAUUGAUUUCUAAGAAUGAGCUUUCCUGCGCGUUCUCUCAUGAGACCGUCCCAUCUCGCUCUACCAGUGCUUACCUAUCAGCACUGAUCACAAACACAUCUCAACUUCCGUUGCUCCCCGGUGCAGUGGCUGUGUAUGUCAAUAAUUGUUUUGUUACCAAGACCCAUCUCCGUCUCGUCUCCCCUGGAGAGGAAUUCCGAUGCAAUAUGGGAGUCGAUCCAUCUGUCAAAGUGGAGUACAAGACUCCCACGAGGACAUAUGAUCAGGUGGGGUUCAUGUCGAAAAGCACAUUGAUGACUCAUGAACAAUUGAUCAGUGUUCGUAGUGCAAAAGUGCGUCAGAGUGUGAAGAUUACUGUAAAGGAGCAGAUACCGAAGAGUCAUGAUGACAAGAUUAAGGUCUCCAUCGUCUCCCCGGAAAUCAAGAGCUCGUCCUCAUCGAAAAACUCGUCUCCACCAGAUGCUCGUCUCAACAAAGACCAUAAUCUUGAAUGGUGUAUUGUCUUGGCACCCGGCCAACACAGACUCCUCCCUGUUCGAUACACUAUCGAACAUCCCGCUUCAGAGUCUCUCAGCUAUAAGUUGAACUAA
Caenorhabditis remanei is the source of this 1125-nucleotide messenger RNA. RefSeq lists its product as uncharacterized. The record is from RefSeq and is a predicted model, not a curated record. The transcript has 5 exons. NCBI's taxonomy places the organism in Eukaryota, Metazoa, Nematoda, Chromadorea, Rhabditida, Rhabditidae. The coding region runs from base 1 to 1125 and encodes 374 amino acids.